UCAUUCUCCCUCCUCCCUCUACUGUUGCUGAACCAGUCUAUUAAUCGACGACUUGUUCUUUUUAUUGUAAACCGGAUCGUUUUAACUCAGUGAUUCCUUACGAAACAGCUGAGUCCGGUGAUGUGGCGGUGAGUUACUUCUUUCUUUGAAGGGGUAGAAUUGGAAACCGGAAAAGAUGCAAAAAAUAGAUCGAGCAGACUUGACGGUCGGACCGGCUAUGGAUAUGCCGAUUAUGCACGAUAGUGACCGGUACGAUUUCGUUAGGGACAUCGGAUCGGGUAAUUUCGGAGUCGCUCGGCUUAUGCGAGAUAAGGUUACUAAGGAGCUCGUCGCUGUCAAGUACAUCGAGAGAGGCGAUAAGAUUGAUGAAAAUGUUCAAAGAGAAAUUAUUAAUCAUAGAUCAUUGAGGCAUCCGAAUAUUGUUAAAUUUAAGGAGGUUAUAUUAACACCUACGCAUCUUGCCAUCGUAAUGGAGUAUGCCUCUGGAGGAGAGCUUUUCGAGCGAAUUUGUGCUGCCGGUCGAUUCAAUGAAGACGAGGCUCGGUUCUUCUUCCAACAGCUUAUAUCAGGCGUUAGUUAUUGCCACGAGAUGGUAGAUAUACUUUAUCCACUUUGUAAAAAUGUGUUGAAUUGUAUGGUGUCUAGCCUGAUAGAUUAUUUUGCUCAUCGAUUUGGUUUGUUUUACUUGAUGAAGCAAGUAUGCCACCGCGAUUUGAAGUUGGAAAACACUUUGUUAGAUGGAAGUCCCGCUCCACGGCUUAAGAUAUGUGAUUUUGGGUACUCCAAGUCAUCAGUUCUUCAUUCGCAACCAAAAUCCACUGUUGGCACUCCUGCAUACAUUGCUCCUGAAGUACUCCUAAGGAAAGAAUACGACGGCAAGAUUGCAGAUGUAUGGUCAUGCGGGGUUACCUUGUAUGUAAUGCUGGUUGGGGCAUACCCUUUUGAGGAUCCUGAGGAGCCAAGAGACUUUCGGAAGACAAUACAAAGAAUCCUUAGUGUACAGUAUGCAAUUCCUGAUUUUGUCCAAAUAUCAUCCGAGUGUCGACACCUGAUUUCAAGGAUAUUUGUUGCAGAUCCUACAGCUAGAAUCACAAUUCCAGAAAUUAGAAACCACAAGUGGUUCUUGAAGAAUCUUCCUGCUGACCUGAUGGAUGAACACACAAUGGGUAGCCAUUUCGAUGAGCCUGAUCAACCUAUGCAGAGCACAGACACGAUUAUGCAGAUUAUUGCCGAGGCCACCAUUCCAGCUGCGGUAGCCCCAAGCCUAAACCAUUACAUGCUUGACCCCCUUGAUGACGAAGAGAUGAAUGACCUUGAUUCUGAAUCCGAACUCGAUGUUGAUAGCAGCGGAGAGAUAGUCUACGCGAUGUAAUAUGGAAGGAAAAAAAACAGUUUCCCUGCAGUGGUGCAGUUGUUCCCUGCAAUCUUAAGCGUGAAGACAUACAUGGCUGCAUUUAUGGUAGAGUUGCACAAUGCUGGUUCCAAAUUGUCAUGGUCCGUUGAGUAUAAAUCUGUGGAAGAAAAUGAUUUUUAAUAGUAAUUCACAGGGGAUGAUCACCGGGAAAAAAAGAUUGAUUGUUCAUUGUUGGAUAUGAUCAUCUCCCAAACUUCCACAUGUCGGUAACUAUCGUCGAACCCUCUUCAUUUGUAUUUUGGAAUUUGUUCGUGUACUUUUUGCUUGGUUAUGUUUUAUGCA
Molecule: messenger RNA, 1696 nt
Organism: Hibiscus syriacus
Lineage: Eukaryota; Viridiplantae; Streptophyta; Magnoliopsida; Malvales; Malvaceae
Product: serine/threonine-protein kinase SRK2I-like
Exons: 8
Coding region: 176-1372 (398 amino acids)
Biological process (GO): intracellular signal transduction; protein phosphorylation
Cellular component (GO): nucleus
Molecular function (GO): protein serine/threonine kinase activity; ATP binding
Source: RefSeq, a predicted model, not a curated record